Neoarius graeffei (lesser salmon catfish) is the source of this 5449-nucleotide messenger RNA. It is a transcript of the gene cln6a, whose product is annotated as CLN6 transmembrane ER protein a. Bases 586 to 1485 code for a protein of 299 amino acids. NCBI's taxonomy places the organism in Eukaryota, Metazoa, Chordata, Actinopteri, Siluriformes, Ariidae. The record is from RefSeq and is a predicted model, not a curated record. The transcript is spliced from 7 exons.
GCUUUUAAAACCUUUUCACAUUUGCACGAAUAUAGAAAAUGAUCACACAAUUUGUCAUCUGAAAUAUAUUUAAGUAAGAUUUAUCAAUACCUUCUUCAAGAGGCUCUAAAGGCGUUCCAUAAGUGACAAAAUCCUCAUCGCUUUCUCCGUCGGACGCCAUGUUUACCUGAAGACGGUGGCCGCUGAGGACCAAAUUCCCAGAUACUGACAAGGAAUCAUGCAAAAAAAAAAAAAUCCUCUCUUAACGCUCACAUCACCGCUUAGCUACUGUAUUCGCUUUUACGUGAACAUUUCAGCACUUUAUGUCUGCUUUUUAAAAAAUUAUACAAUGUUAUAUAGGCUAAAAUAACAUGCAGAACAAUUUUUGCUGGUCGACCAGAAGAGGGCGCAACUUCAACAAACUGAAUACAAAGCGCUUAAGAUUCAAAGAAGAAGAAGAAUUGCAAGGGGUUAGCGGAUGUGGCGUCACUUGGAGGGAGGAAGCGGUGUUUGUUUACGGAAGUAAUACUCGCUCGUUUACAUCAGAGGAACAAGACUGGUGACUUAAGCGAAAAAUAAUUGAAGAAAAAAAAUAUUUUGUUUAAAAUGAUCCGCAGACGGCCAAGAGGAGAUGGGAUAGCGUCACCAUAUUUAAGCAUGAUGGGGAGAGAAAGAGCAGCUCCUCCACCUGCUCGAUCCCACUUCCACCUGGACCUCUGGUUCUCUUUCACAGUACAGAACUGGAUCCUGGACUUCGGGAGGCCGAUAGUGAUGAUUAUAUUACCUCUGGAAUGGUUUCCUCUGAACAAGCCCAGUGCAGGAGAUUACUUCCACAUGGCCUACAAUGUUAUUACACCAUUUCUGCUUCUGAAGCUGAUGGAGAGAAGUCCGACCACGCUGCCACGCACUGCUGUAUACCUCAGCAUCAUCACGUUCGUUAUGGGCGCCAGCAUCCACCUGGUGGGAGACUCCAUCAACCACCGGCUGAUCCACAGCGGCUACCAGCUCCACCUGUCUGUCCGAGACAACCCCAUCAUGAAGGACCUCAACCCUCCCUCUCUGAUCGACUCCUUUGAGCUGCUUUAUUACUACGAUGAACAUUUAGGACAUUCCAUGUGGUACGUCCCGUUCUUCCUCAUCCUCUUCCUCUACUUCACCGGCUGCUUCACCCAGUCCAAAGAGGAGAAGAUGCCGUACUCGGGGUGGCUGCUACUGGGUCCUAGUGCUCUCUAUUACUGGUACCUGGUGACUGAAGGCCAGAUUUUCGUUCUGUACAUCUUCACGUUCUUCGCCAUGGCUGCCACGGUCAUGCGUCAGAAACGGAAAGGCUAUGUGCUGGACAGUAACGGUCGCUUCCUGCUUUACAACUUCAUCAUCACGCUGGGCCUGGUGAUCGUUUGGGUCGUCUAUCUGUGGAAUGACGACGUCCUGCGCAAAAAAUACCCCGGUAUCAUCUACGUCCCAGAACCGUGGUCUUAUUACACGUUACAUAUCAAAGGCAGUUAGUCAGAGGGAACAGGAGCUGGUUAAGAGUCUCGUUAUUGCGCUGAAACGUCGUCUUGCAGGUCCUGAGAGGAGAGGGUUCUGUAACGAAAGCCUUAAUAUAUUACAUGGAAAUGUUCUGUCCUAAUAACUGCCUGGAAUCAUUCAAGGAGCAGUAAGCAAUAUUUUUGAUGCUGAAUAUAUUGAAAAAUGUACAGUAAAAGAGGUGUGUGCUAAGGUUUUAACAUAUUAUAAGAAAUAUUUCUUUACAUCAGACACAAGCAGAAGGUUCCUUAUUGCUGCUUUAAACCCUGGUCAGUAUUCCAGCAAGUGAUUUAUUUGUCGUAAAGAUGAUUUUGAUCAGCUGUUUAAUUUUCUCUCGUGUUUAUUUUGCUGUUGGAAAGAUUGCAGAAAACUGGCAUCCUCCAAUGUUCCUGCGUGAAAAAAACGGACAGUUGAUCAGAACAGAAAAAUACACUGCAACCCUGCUAUAAUGAACUCUUUUACUACGAACUGUUGCAUAUAAUGAACUAAGUUUGUGUCCCCACUUUUAAUGAAAAUGAGUAAGUCUUCAAAAAAAAAAAAUUACUGAGCCAUGCGUUCGUCUUCCCCAGAGACAAACGAUAAGUAAUCGAGUCCACAGUUGAGUUAACAAGGCAUGUUGAUGCCAUAAAACAAAGGCUUAAUGAGCCUCGCUUGAGUGUCCAUCACUAACAAUUAAUGAGAACACUGAUCAAAGGAUCGAUAAAAGGACGAAAUGAUUGCUGAUACCACGAAACUUGACGCCUAGUUAAAGCGUCUUUUAUACCCAACCCCACCCUGCACAGCCCCACAGCAUGACAUAAAUUACAUCAUCAGUGAUUUGCAACACAUGAAUGAACUGAAUGGUGAAGAUUUAGAAAACAUAGCGAGUCAGUGUUUGGAUAUUGAAUAUGAUACACCGGUAACCUCCAUCAUUUCCACAACAGACGAAGAAAUCAAUCCUCACCUCCAUUCGUGAUCCUUUAACUCCGUCAGUAAACUGCAGUUGGGACUCGGAAGGAGAAAUCUACGAUAAGGUGAAUGUGCUGAAAAUUUCACACACAUGAGUGUUUGGGGUGACAAGUGGGUCCAUUUCAGUAUUACCAACUUUUCUGUAUAACGAACUAUUUGGACGUCACCCAAGGAGUUCGUUAUAGUGGAGUUGCAGUGUAUUUUGAAAAGAACUAUAAAAGAAAAAAGGUGAUAUUUACAGUGAUUUGAAAAAGAAAUCUUGAUUUCAGAUAAAUUACAAGAAUAUUCCAGCUGUGAGAAUCCAAACAUCUGUCGGAGAAUAUGAAGGACAUUAGCAGCAGUUACGAGUUAUUAAAUAUUAUUCUAUCCAUGUUUACUGGAUGUGAGCAACCGCAUGCUCUGAUUGGCUACUGUACUACAAGGCUAUCAGCUCAUAUACCGUGAGGAGAGAAAAACAAAAUGGCAGAGCGCAUCAAGUCAGAUAUUACUUUAAGUAUUUAAAAGAAACAGAAAUAGCCAAAAGAAUAUAGUCCCCCCCCCAAAAAAAAAAAAAUCCUGUUCCACACUCCAGUCCAGUCGUUGGCAGUAUUGCACCUUUAAUGAACUGGCAAAAACCCUAAAGAAGAACAAAAUGGUAGCGCGUGUUACUGAACCAACCAAGGACGAAAUAAAAACUCUACUUGAAAACAAAACCCAGAAUUAUUGCAUUUUUCACAAAUUGAUCCUGUCAUUUCGUCGGGUUUGUUUACAUUCUAAGCAGAAAACCUUAAAGGUUUUAGAUUUAAUAGAUUUCUUCUAAAGUUGUGGAUCUUAUUGCUGAUUUACUGAGAAGGAAUGAUAGAACAAAUAUUAAAAUGUAAAACCCAGUGAGUUUGUUUAAAAUAAACAGCGAUGACUCCAACUCCAAAAAUAAAGACUUUUAUUCUAUCCAUAUUCACUAAAUAUGAGCAAGCCCACGCUUUGAUUGGCUACUGUACUACAAGGCUAUCAGCUCAUAUACCGUGAGGAGAGAAAAACAAAAUGGCAGAGCGCAUCAAGUCAGAUAUUACUUUAAGUAUUUAAAAGAAACAGAAAUAGCCAAAUGAAUAUAGGUCCCCCCCCCCCCAAAAAAAAAAUCCUGUUCCACACUCCAGUCCAGUUGGUGGCAGUAUUGCACCUUUAAUGAACUUGGAAAAAACCCUAAAGAAGAACAAAAUGGUAGCGCGUUACUGAACCAACCAAGGACGAAAUAAAAACUCUACUUGAAAACAAAACCCAGAAUUAUUGCAUUUUUCACAAAUUGCUCCUGUCAUUUCGCCAGGUUUGUUUACAUUCUAAGCAGAAAACCUUAAAGGUUUUAGAUUUAAUAGAUUUCUUCUAAAGUUGUGGAUCUUAUUGCUGAUUUACUGAGAAGGAAUGAUAGAACAAAUAUUAAAUGUAAAACCCAAUGAGUUUGUUUAAAAUAAACAGCGAUGACUCCAACUCCAAAAAUAAAGACUUAUAUUCUAUCCAUAUUCACUAAAUAUGAGCAAGCGCAUGCUCUGAUUAGCUACUGUACUACUAGGAUAUCAGCUCAUAUACCGUGAGUAGAGAAAAACAAAAUGGCGGAGCAUGUUGCUGAACCAACCGAGGACAAAAUAAAAACUAAAACAAAACCCCAAAAAAUAGGAAAAAAAGCAACAAAAUAUGGAAUGAAAGUAUUUGAUGGUAAGAAUGUGUGUGAUAUAAUCUCAUUUUUCAUAAAUUGCUCCUGUCAUGUCGUCGGUUUGUUCACAUUCUAAGCGGAAAUUAUUUUGUCAGACGUUUUAUAUAAAGUUUUUAUUUAUCGAAUUUGCAAAAAAUAAAAAAGUGCUCCGUUUCUCAAAAUCCAGUGAAUGUGGAUAGAAUAAAACGGUUAUUCCACUCAAUCUCGUCGUACAUGGAUUAUAGGCAACUCGGUGCUACGCGCCUCGUCAACCAUCAGCUCAUGUACGACUCGAUUUCGUGGAAUAACUGUUAAAUAUUUAUAUCAGGUUCAGAAAGAAAGAUUCAAACGCUUGAACUGAUUGCACUGGAAUAUUUGUGUAAUAAAUAAAAAGGCUAAAAAAAUUUAUUAGGGAUAAAAUUAGCCCAUGUUAAAAGUCUUUAUUGUUCUGUAAAGCUGCUUUGCGACAGUCUGUUGUUAAAUGUGCGGUACAAAUAAACUAAAAUUUAAAGGAACAGCUGUGAAAAUGUCCAAGUAUAAAUUUCAUUGUCAGUUAAGGGUGUGCAAACUUUCGCAUUCCACCGUAGCUCAGGAUCAGUGAGGUUUGAUGUUUGUGUGUUCUGUGUUCGAUGAGUCGUUUACUGGAGUUUACAGAUGAUCGUUCAGAGAAGUGGAUUCUUCUCAUGUUGUGAUUUUAUUUUAUAGAAUCUGAAUCUGCCUUUUACACUCGCUCAUUCUUUAAUAAAAAAUAUAUAUAUAUAUAUAAUUUAUUUUUUCCACUGUCAUUGUGCAUUUCACGGUUUUGUCCACAGAUGUGUUCUAUUUUAUUGGAACAUGAACAAAUAUUGUUCAUUACAGUCCACCUGUUCCAACAGAAUAUAAAAUUUAGCAGAAAAAGUAUAAUAAAUUAAUUAAAAAUAAAUAGAAAAGUGUUGAGGGGGGGUGUUUUUUUUUUUUUUAAUUACAGGUUAUACUUCCCAGAAAUUCUCAUUAUUCUGUACAAAAUUAUGUUCAUUUACUGUUCUGUAAAAAAAAAAUACAUAUUUUAUUGAAAGAAGCGUCCUGUCCUGCUGUACUGUAAUGAACUGUGUUAUGACUUUUUAUUGAGAAUCGUUCUGAAGUGUACUCAUCCAUAGCCUGUUCAUGUGCGGUGGAUAUAAAAGUCGACCCCGCCCGGAUAAAACUGCAGGAUGAACGUGAUGUAAAAACAGAAACGGAGAUAAACGAUGCCAGAUCUUUUUCCACCUUCACUGUGAUACAGGAACCGAAAUAUUCCAGUGGGAAAAAAACCCUUAAAAAUAGAAAAUGUGCAAUAACCUGGUUGUGUAAGUG